CUCAGGGUGGCGGGGAGCGAACGACGCGACGGGGAUCCGGGACUGGCGCCGGCUCAGUAGGGAUGCCGUCUCUCGUCUCCCGGGCCGCGGGCCCCUGACACGGUGCCGUGGGGAGGAGUCUUCGUCAUCUUUCCCCCUAAACGCCGAGGGCCCCACACGUGUCGCGUUGCGAUUCACCCUUUGGUCCUGUCAACUCGUCUGACCUUUUUUUCGAGUUACCGCUGAUGACCUGAAGUGAUGAGAAGGUUUUUGUUACUGUAUGCUACUCAGCGAGGACAGGCAAAGGCCAUAGCAGAAGAAAUAAGUGAGCAGGCUGUGUCUCAUGGGUUUUCUGCAGAUCUUCACUGUAUUAGCGAGUCGGAAAAGUAUGAUCUGAAAACUGAAACUGCUCCUCUGGUCGUGGUUGUAUCCACUACGGGUACUGGAGAUCCGCCUGACACAGCCCGCAAGUUCGUUAAAGAAAUACACGACAAGACACUACCCACAGACUUCUUUGCUCACCUGCGAUAUGGAUUAUUGGGUUUGGGUGACUCAGAAUACACAUACUUCUGCAAUGGAGGGAAAGUGAUUGACAAACGACUUCAGGAGCUUGGAGCCCAGCACUUCUAUGACACCGGACAUGCCGAUGACUGUGUAGGUCUAGAGCUCGUGGUAGAACCAUGGAUUGCUGGACUCUGGGCUGCUCUCACAAAGCACUUUAAGUCACUCACAGGACAAGAAAAGAUGGGGGACACACUCCUACGGGCAUCAGAUGCCCCCUUGAGCGCUGCCGUGAAGCCAGAGUUGUUACCCAUCCAAUCACAAGUUGAACUUCUGAGAUUAGAGGACUUGGGAAAAAAGGAUUCUGAGCUUUGGGAACAAAAUAAGAUGAACAAGAGUCAACCAAGUCUGAUUGAAGACUUUGCAUCUUCACUCAUCCAUUCAGUUCCCCCACUCUCACAAACCUCCCUAAGUGUUCCUGCUUUGCCCCCAGAAUAUUUAGAGGUCCAUCUUCAGGAGUCUCUUGGCCAGGAGGAAAGCCAGGUAUCUGUGACCUCAGUGGAUCCAAUUUUUGAAGUUCCAAUUUCAAAAGCUGUUCAGCUCACUACAAAUGAUGCCAUCAAGACUACUCUGCUGCUGGAGUUGGAUGUUUCCAAAACAGAGUUUUCCCAUCAACCUGGAGAUUCCUUCAAUGUGAUCUGUCCAAACAAUGAUUCAGAAGUACAAAGCCUGCUUCAAAGGCUGCAGCUGGCUGAUAAACAAGUGCACUGUGUCGUCUUGAAAAUUAAGACGGACACUAAGAAGAAAGGAGCUGCCGUUCCGCAGCAUGUACCUGAGGGACGUUCUCUUAAGUUCAUUCUCACCUGGUGUCUUGAAAUACGAGCAGUUCCUAAAAAGGCAUUUUUGCGUGCCCUUGUGGAAUGUACCAGCAGUGCUACUGAAAAGCGGAGGCUACAGGAGCUGUGCAGUAAACAGGGAGCAGCUGAUUACAACCGUUUCAUCCGGGACGCCAGUGUCUGCCUGCUAGACCUCCUCCUUGCCUUCCCAUCCUGCCAGCCUCCGCUCAGCCUCCUGCUUGAGCACCUGCCUAAACUCCAGCCUCGCCCAUACUCAUGUGCAAGCUCCAGCUUAGUCCAUCCAGACAAGCUUCGUCUCGUGUUUAACAUCAUAGAGUUUCCGUCUAACACCACAGCAGCCACGCAGCGGAAGGGGGUCUGCACAGGCUGGCUGGCCACAUUGGCUGCUCCAUUUCUUCAGCCAAAUACAGAAGCUUCGCAUGCAGACAGUGGUGCAGCCCUGGCUCCUAAGAUACUUAUCUCUCCUCGAGCAACAAAUUCUUUCCACUUACCAGAUGACCUUUCCGCCCCCAUCAUAAUGGUGGGUCCAGGAACUGGCAUAGCCCCCUUUGUCGGCUUCCUCCAGCACAGAGAGAAACUCCAAGAACAACACCCAGGUGGAAAUUUUGGAGCAAUGUGGCUGUUUUUUGGCUGUAGACAUAAGGACAGAGACUAUUUGUUCAGGGAAGAGCUCAGGCAUUUCGUCAAGACUGGGGUCUUGACUCACCUGAAGGUCUCCUUCUCCAGAGAUAACACACCCAAGGAGGAGGAGGACCCUCCAAAGUAUGUGCAAGACAACCUCCAUCGGCACAGCCAGCAGGUGGCCAGGCUCCUCCUGCGAGAGAAUGGCUACAUCUACCUGUGUGGAGAUGCCAAGAACAUGGCUAAGGAUGUGAAUGACACCCUUGUAGAAAUCAUAAGCAAAGAAGCUGGAAUUGACAAACUAGAAGCAAUGAAGACCCUGGCAACCUUAAAGCAAGAGAAACGAUACCUGCAGGAUAUUUGGUCAUAAAACUGGGAAGAAGACAUUGAAGGUUUUUUGGUUUGUUUUGUUUUUCUUCAAAAGGCCAAAAGACAAUUUUACAGAAGCUCAGUUUAAAAAUUGUACAGCAUUUCUUGGAGAAGGUUGUGUUGGAAACAGAUUGCUUACACAUACAGCAAAACUAUCUGAUGCAAUCUCAAGGUUGUCUCCCACUCUUUAUCUGUGGCCCUGCCCAGCACCUCACUGUGUGGAAGAGAAGAGGCAUCUGUCACCUGGCACCCCAUUGCACGUAGGCUCCCCAAUAGGUCAGGUAAUCGACAGCUUGCUUACCUGUGCCUGAGCACAUCAUGGAAACCUUAUGGACACACCUUUCUAUGAAGUAUAUCCGAAGAUAUUUAUACUGAUAUUUAAAUUAAUACAAAUGUAAAACAUACUUUUUGCAUGUCUAUAUAAUUUAAUUGUGGUUUGCUAUCAGAAUUAUAUUCCUGAUAAACUCUUUUAAUUUUGAGGUAAAUUAAGGGAGGGUGGUACUAGAAAUAUAUUUUGAAAUAUAUUUGAAAUUUUCUGCCUUUUUCAUCAUGAUUCUUUUUAGUGUCACAAUUUGAUAGCUUAGGGGCAUUUGCAUUGCCCUUGCAGAAGACAUCAUGUGUACAUUUCAGUCACGUUACGUCCUGUUCUUCUCCUGGAUCCUUUCAUCACUGAUAGAGUUGGUUUGCACUAACACCUGACUUUUAUGACAGCUCAGAUUGUAUCCUAGCCUUAAAAUACUCCAGUUAGAUUUCUAAUGCCAAAUAAAGUACAUAGAAGGAUUCUGCAUUAGUUGUGUGUAUUGUUAAAACCAGGACAAAGCAACUCAAAAGAGCAGGGUUUUCGCUCACAGUUCCAGUGCACAGGCCAAGGUGGUUGGGAAGUCACAAUGGCAGAAAAUGAAGGCAACCGGUCACAUCACAUCCACAGGCAGGAAGGGAAAGAUGCCUGUGCCUGGCUAGCUUUCUGCUUUUCAUAUAGUCUAGAACCCCUACCCAUGGGAUGGGUCUGCCUAGAGUUAGUGUGGGUCUUCCACCUUACUUAGCCUAGUCUAAAGACCCUUUUGCAGGCGUGCCCAGUGAUCUGUCUCCAAGGUGAUUCUAGAUCUUGUCAACUUGAUUGUCAAUGUAACCAUCACAGUUACAAUAAACUUUAUCUAAUGUG
This is a messenger RNA of Meriones unguiculatus (Mongolian gerbil), 3489 nucleotides long. RefSeq names its product 5-methyltetrahydrofolate-homocysteine methyltransferase reductase (gene Mtrr). Gene Ontology annotation, molecular function: flavin adenine dinucleotide binding; FMN binding; [methionine synthase] reductase (NADPH) activity. Gene Ontology annotation, biological process: homocysteine metabolic process. The coding region runs from base 238 to 2328 and encodes 696 amino acids. Gene Ontology annotation, cellular component: cytosol. Lineage: Eukaryota; Metazoa; Chordata; Mammalia; Rodentia; Muridae. The record is from RefSeq and is a predicted model, not a curated record. The transcript has 15 exons.